CCCAGAAAAUGGAUGGAUGGACGGAUACUCCUCUUUUGGUUAGCAGUCAUGACAGAUUCAUGUGUAACAUUAUGUUUCAGUGAAUUGCAUUUCUGGUUCUUUGAUUGUCAUCUCAUAGUUUCUCUGCCGUUCUGUGGUGACAUCACAAACAAAAAAUGGCUACUAGAAAAAGUAAAACACACUCAUAAAGUUAUUCUAAAGUAAGUCAGUAUUCUCACUGAACUGAUAUCUCAGAAUCCAAAUAAUAAACAUUUCCUGAACAUAGGCUGCUACAAAGGCUGCGCUUACAUCAUGACAGUUUUGCUCAGUGACAGGUGCUUUCACUGCCUAAAGUCAAAAUACUCUAUCCGCAUUUUAGUUGAAGUUAUAGUUCCUGUUCAUUCACAGUUGAUAUUUCCUGUCAUGGUUAUAGACACAUAUAGACCUAAAACAAACACAUUCAUAGCAGAUAGACAUUACCAGUCUGGAGAAUAAGUUCAAGGGCAAGGAGAUGGUGUCCAAACCUCAUUGUUUGAUUUUGAUGAUAGCAUCGCAAUUGGUCGUCAAUGGCUGCAGCCGAGCAGAUGUCGCAGGAAUCCUGGGCCACAACGUCAUCCUUCAGUUCAGAUUUAACACCAGCGUCACUGAUCGCAGCCAUUUUGCAGUUUACUUUCUGGACAACAAAAAGGCAGAGCACUGUCCUUGGGAAGGUUGCUCGAGAGAACGUGGUUUUGAAGUUUACGCUAAAAAUUCUUCUAUAUUUUGCCACAUUACAAACCUCACACAAGGUCACAGCGGAACGUACAGGGGUACACUCUUCCACAAAAAUGGACCAGUCGAGGAAAGUAAUACAGUGCACCUGAUCAUUCAGGAGGAGAAAAUCAACAACACCGUUUCUCAUGCACAGGAGAACAGAAAAACAACCAAAUAUCCACCAAAAUAUUUUUCCAGUGCGAUCAUCGCCGUACUUGUGGUUUUACCCGUGGUCUUGUUGGCGACUUCUCUGUCCUGGUUCUUCUGGUGUCGUGUCCGAGUCAGAGGCAAUAAAGCGCAACAAAACUCCCCAGCCGCAACACAGGUAGACAGUGUGGCAUCCAAUAACAUGCAAGAGGGCGCAUUUGCCUACAGUGUCCUGGACUUUCCUAAAAGAGAGGUCACGCUGUUGGACAGCAAGCCAAAUGAUACAGAAUAUGUCCGGGUUCAUCACCACCCUCAUCAAAAGUGAAUGUACACAACUGGUCUUGCUGCGAAUGGCUGGCGUCCACUUCAGGGUGUCUCCCACCUCUCGCCCAGAUGCAGCUGGGAUAGCCUCCAGCACGCCUGCAACCCUAGUGGGGAUAAGCGGCACGGUCUUGGUCUAAGCACCGGUCUGUGAUAGUAAGCAAAGGUUUGUCAAAUGUGCUGUACACAAAUAAAUGUAAACUUAAUAUUUUAAUUGAUAAACUUUUUGAAAAUAGAAAUGGUUUGGGAUUGUAUCUAAUUUAAAUUUAGAAUUUCCAGGACGUAUGAGUAACUAUACUUCUGAGAAGGUGUGAAGUGUCAUCAAAGUUUUGGUUUUUAUUUCCUGUAAUGGCAUCAUCAUGGUGGUGUAGUGGUUAGCACAUCUUGCCUCGCAGUCAGACCUUUGAAACAUCUCUUUGUGAAUUUCACAUGUUCUCUCUGUGCUUGCGUGAGUUUCCUCCCACAUUUCAAUUAGUAUAUGCUUCUUAGGUUAUUUGAAGUCCAUUGGUGAGCAUGUGACUGUGAAGUGUGGCAGCCGCUGUACACUGCCUCUAACCCUCAGUUAACUGUGAUCGCCUCCGUCAUGACCCUAAUGAGGACAAGUACUAUAAUUCUCUUAUUGUACAUUGUAUUUUCGAAACAGACCAAAAAAUGUCUGCCUACCAGUUGCAGACAAGCAGGGGAGAGAAAUGCCACAAAAAAAAUGAUGCAGUUGGAGUUUGCCUUUUGACAAUGUCGAAAAUAUCAUCACAUGAUGCUUCAUUUGAGUUGUAUGGAAGUGAAGUAGAACAACUACAGUAACAGAUGACAGUCUGCAGAAGACAUGUAUAUUCCACUAUCAUUUGCUUCUUUCACUAUAAGACAAUGUUAUAGAAAUAAAUUGGGCUCUGAUAAUGUUAGUAAAUAUAAAUACUGUCUAUAUAAUGUGUGUACCAAAGUGUAAGUUCACCUGGGGAUGCUAAGACACUCCCAAUUCGGGAGUAAGUUUGCCAUUACGACAACACAGCAGCGGGACCACGAUGUGCGAGCAGGUCAAACACCCAAUCAGAUCCACCGACACUGCAACCUGCCUACAAGAGUAUUAAAGCUUUGCAACCCAUAGCGUCGGAAUCAGAAUCAUCUUUUUGGCGAGGUAUGUUUCAACGCGGAGUUUGCAUGUUCUCCCCGUGCCUGCGUGGGUUUUCUCCGGGCACUCCGGUUUCCUCCCACAUCCCAGAAACAUGCAUAAAUUGGAGACUCUAAAUUGCCCGUAGGUGUGACUCUGAGUGCGAAUGGUUGUCUGUUUGUAUGUGCCCUGCGAUUGGCUGGCAACCAGUUCAGGGUGUACCCCGCCUCCUGCCCGAUGACAUCUGGGAUAGGCUCCAGCACGCCCGCGACCCUAGUGAGGAGAAGCGGCUCAGAAAAUGGAUGGAUGGAUGUUUCAACGCACAAAUUGUCUCCAGUAGUUGAAGCCGGUCACAGGCAAGGUGAGUGAUGGGGCCCUCCUUACGGCCUCGGAUGCAAUUGACUCGCUGGUUGGAACUUUUGAGGGCUUGUUUUACUUGGUGAGCCACCUGUCAAUGAGUUGGUGCCCUCAGUUGAGCAGGUUUGUGCUGCACAGCUGAUAUCAAAAGGUGACAAAACACUAUGUACUUAAGUACAAGGAGGCCUACAGAUACUUGUGUUUAUAAAAAAUACAAAAAAUCUGGUAAAAGUAGAAGGAUCGAUUCAACUCCUUCACUUAAAGGGAAGUUUGCCAUUUCAAAACUGCUAGCAAUAUUUGAAGGUAGGCUCACUUAACUAAUCCUCCCACCACCCCCACCCCCAAGUCUCUGAGCAAAGCCACGCCCCUCACUACCUUGAACGUGCACUGUAAACAAGCUGAUGUUAGCCGCUGCUCCUGCUGCUGUUGGUAGCACGACUUAUUCGUGAUGGUGUUGCUACAACACAAAAUGUUAUCGGUUUCAAGUUGUAUUUAUUGGAAUUAAAAUUCAACAAGAGGUGUUAAACCUACCC
Messenger RNA from Phycodurus eques (leafy seadragon), 3195 nucleotides. RefSeq lists its product as uncharacterized. The coding region runs from base 491 to 1204 and encodes 237 amino acids. The record is from RefSeq and is a predicted model, not a curated record. Lineage: Eukaryota; Metazoa; Chordata; Actinopteri; Syngnathiformes; Syngnathidae. The transcript is spliced from 5 exons.